Coregonus clupeaformis (lake whitefish) is the source of this 4346-nucleotide messenger RNA. RefSeq names its product polyhomeotic-like protein 1. The coding region runs from base 313 to 3009 and encodes 898 amino acids. The transcript has 15 exons. Gene Ontology annotation, molecular function: zinc ion binding; protein binding. Lineage: Eukaryota; Metazoa; Chordata; Actinopteri; Salmoniformes; Salmonidae. The record is from RefSeq and is a predicted model, not a curated record. Gene Ontology annotation, cellular component: PRC1 complex; nucleus.
UACAGUGUAACAGGGAGCAUCACAUACAUUGUUGCAAUUACUGACAUAUUAACCGUGUUGCUAUUGCAGGUAGAGAUUACAUUGUAACUAUGUUGUUGUUACAUAUUUUGGCACGCGACCUCCGUGUGCCGUCAUUCCAUUGCGACGGAAAAGGACAAACAUCAAAAGGAGGCGUUGUCCUCCACCCAAAUUUAUGCAAAAUAUCAACCUAAUUGAAUGUACUGUAAUAUCGUCGUGCAAAAGGAAUUCUUGCGUACUGUUACGCAUUGAAGUCGAGAGAAACAUAGGUGGCAAUACACCAACGUCCACGUGAUGGAGACAGAUGGCGACCAAAACCAGGGCUCUACCAAUGGAACCACUCCGUCAGGGCUGAACUCCCGCCCCUCUCAAAUGAACUCCAUGUCCCUGUACGAGAGACAGGCUGUGCAGGCCCUUCAGGCGCUGCAGAGGCAGCCCAAUGCAGCACAGUACUUCCAGCAGCUGAUGCUGCAGCAACAGAUCAACAGUGCCCAGCUACAAAACCUGGCUGCAGUACAACAGGCCACCCUUGCUGCCAGUCGCCAGUCCAGCCCUCCCGCCAACAGCAUAUCUCAGACCACAAGCACAACAGUCACAUCUAUGAAUGUAACCACUUCUGUGGGAGGGGCCAUAACCAGCACCCGCGCUAUAGGCCCAGGCUCCUCCGCGACAUCCACUAUAAGCCAAUCAGUGCUGCUGGGUGGGAACGCGGCAGGACAGGGACAGAUGUAUCUGAGAGUGAACCGAUCUCUGAGGGCUCCCCUCUCCUCCCAGCUCAUCUUUAUGCCUGGUAGCACGGCAACCACGGCCAUGGCAACAGUCACCAAGCAGCCACAGACUCAGCAGCAGCAACAACAGGAAAUUACACCUACUUCCUCCAGCAACCAAUCAGACAAUGACCAGGUGCAGAACCUGGCUCUGCGAUGUCUCUCCAGUCCCAAGGGGGUCGGGGUCAAGACUGAAACCCCAGAGAGGGGUGAAACAGCGACCUACUCCCUUAUCCAGUCAUCUCACCAGCAGUUCAACCAGUCCACUCCACAGUAUACCACUAAACCAACCCAACAGCAACAGUCCCACAUCAAGAUCCCCACCUACAUCCAGAGCUCCAACGCCAACCUGUCCUCUCUCAACCUCAAGACGGGCAACCACCACUCCAACGCCCCCUCCUCACCCUCCACCUCUGUCCCACUCUCACAGCUCCUCCUCUCCGGACCCAACUUUGGCCGGGGUGGGGCUAUCACCACGGUAACCUCUGCCGCCACGGCGACGCACAUUCUGGUGCCCACCUCCAAUGCGCCCGCCCAGUCCCACAUUUACCAGGUGGGUGCUGCCACCAUCAAGCCCAAUGUUAGUACUCAAACGCUGGUGGUUCAGCCUCUGCAGAAAAGCACUAUUAACGACAAAGGAGGCCAUGGGAACGGUCCCGUUCCAAUCCAGCCGAAAACUCAACAAGGCCUCCGUAUGCCCCUGCAACUGCCAUCCCGCAACCCGCCUCCCAUCCUCCCCGCACCCCCCGCCAACAAUCAGACUAUUGCCACCCAGCCUCCGCCGCACAUCCCAGUCCAGAUAGUAGGGGCCAGGCAGAGCUCCAUAGGAAACCCCCAGGCUUUGGCCUUGGUCCAGGCCCGGAACACCUGUUCCCAGGAUGGAGCUACCCUUCUGAGUAGCUCCAGCAGCGCCAGCCUCCUCACCAUGGUGGCCUCCAUCGCUUCCAGAGAGGGAGGGGGGAUAAGCCGAGGGGCGGAUUUAAAGAGCCUUCAAUCAGCCCAAGAAGCCCUCCCAUUGGCCCACAUCUCUCACGUGCACGCACAAGCCAAUCAGAAUCAGAGCCCUGGGCUGAAUCCAAAUCCAAAUUGCACCUUGGCCGCCAGCAUCUCCUCUCAGUCCCAGGCCUCCCGUUCCUCCCUCACUUUACCCCUGCCUUUGGUUGAGGCGAGCAGCGUGUCCGCUGUAGUGGCUGCCAAUGGAGAGUCUAUGUGUUCUCAGCCUCCCCAGGGUAAGUCGAUGAAGAGGAAAUCCGAGUCAGUCGCAGCCAAUGACGAAGAUGGUCCCCCUCCUCCCCACCUUGUUCCAAUGAGUGAACACUCCCCUGCCCUCUCCUCCUCCGCCAUGGAAGCAGGCCCUGGUCCACUUUCUCCCUCCCCCUCUCCCUCUCUUUCCCCUGCCCUCUCGGUGUCCCGUAUGGGGGGUGGCCAGGGGGAGAGAGCCCCCCCUCCACAGGCUGUGGUCAAACCCCACGUCCUCACCCACCUCAUAGCGGGCUUCGUCAUCCAGGAGGGAGCUGAACCUUUCCCUGUGAGUGGGCCAGUGAAGGAGGCAGCUGGAGAAGAUUUGGCCAUGGACAAUCCAAACGCCAGUCAGCCUGAGACUGUGAAUACAGCUACAGUGCUGAAGUGUGAGUACUGUAAAAGCUUCGCCCCAGCCAGACAGUUUAGAGGGACUAAGCGCUUCUGCUCAUUGACCUGUUCCAAGAGGUAUAAUGUAAGCUGCAGCCAGCACUACCGCCUGCGACAGGGGGGUCACCUCUCCCACUCUGACGAGGACGGGGUCCUAAGGAGGAGGGUUCCCCACAGGACCAGCUCCGAGAUUGCCAGUGCCAAAAUAGCCGGGAGACCCUUACCAGUUAAGUGCCGCUCCGAGUCCAGCCGUUCGGAGGACGUCUCCAGCUGCGGGGAGGAAGAGGACGACCCCAUGUCCCUCUCCCCGGCCUCCUCCUCUUCCUGCCACCAGCCUCCGCCCACACUCCGAUUGGAGGUCUCGAAGGCGUCCUACUUCCUGCCCGGCAGCCCCGCCCAGUGGAGUGUGGAGGAAGUGUCUCAGUUCAUAUCCUCUCUGCAAGGCUGUGAGGAGCUGGCGGCCCAUUUCCUGUCCCAGGAGAUUGACGGACAGGCCCUGCUGCUACUCAGAGAGGAGCAUCUCAUGUCCACCAUGAACAUCAAGCUCGGUCCCGCCCUCAAGAUCUGUGCCCACAUCAACAUCCUGAGAGACUGAGAGGAAGAAUGAACGGAGGAAAGGAGAGAUACUCCCAAAAGAAAAAGGAGAGAAGGAAGGGAUGGAGAGAGAGAGAGAGAGGAGGUGACAAUAUGGCUGUUGAAAUACUUUUUAACUGUGUUAAGUGGGGUCCCUGUUGAUUUUAUUAUAUUUUGUCUAAACAAACAGAAUGAAAGUGGGAAAAAUGAGUCUUCUACCCACAAAAUGUGGACCUUAAAUGUAGAGUAUUAUGUGAGUGAGUGAGGAAACCCUGUAUAUGUGUGUAAUAUUUGCCUAUAUAUUUAAAUAUAUCUUUGUUGGCUGGACUGCCUUUGUUUACGCUGUAGAGAAUCAUUGUGGAACUUGUGGCCUUUUUAAGUAGUUUCGGCGAUCUAAAAAUAGUACUAGAACGGAGUCGUCCGUAAAAAAAAAAAACCUGUUUCAUAUCGUUCCUUAUUUUUACAAGCCAUUAUGUAUGGUAAGGUCAUGUAAAGUAAUGGACCAUUGCCUUUGCCAACCAUUACUGAGGAGUAGCAAAUAUAUUGGCCUAAGGAAACUUGACAAAUAGAGGGUGACAUUUUCUGUCCGCUGAAAUGAGCAAGAAACUCAAUUGGUGCACAGGAUUUAUAUAAAAAAACGUCCUUUUUAAAAUGUCUAUGAAGUGGCAGCAAUAAUCUAUGCGGAUCUGAAGUACAGGUAUAUCCGAUCCAAAUUAUACCAUCCCAUAGGCUACUGCAGUUUUCCAAACGUAUUUCAGAUUAUAUGCCCUCCUGCCUAUAGUUUUUUAAGUAAGGUCUUUGCAGUUUUAUACAUUGAAAGAGCUAUUUACAGUAGUCGACAGAAAAUGUCACCAAGGUCGUACUCAUUGGGCAUCAAACGGAAUAAAACUGACUGAAACAGGGAAGGACUACCUGGGCUUAUCCAAUAAGAAUCAGUCAUUUUCCUGCUGCGUGCCCUAAUGUACAUGACCCUGGAUUGUAGUCUUCCUCAUAGCUUUCCUCAUAACUUGUACCUAUCCAAGGCUCUUGUUACAGUAGCAGUGACUGUGGCUAUUAUCAAUAAUCUUAUGAUUAGGUGCUCUGCUAAUUGUGUGUUUACAUUUUAAGCUUGGAGAAGGCGAGGUCAAUAUCAUGCAAAAAAAAUAAACCAACUACUAGGACACCAUGCAGGAGUGGUAGUGCUUUUGUUUUGCAACUGAAUUGAUGUGUUGUGUAAACUGAACUUUUAUUGUGUGGAAUAGCUAGUUGUGCUCUUUACAUGACAGUCUUUUGACUGGUUAAGACUUCUGAGUUUGUUAAGGCAUAUUUGUUAGGCAGGGAUCCCAGCUCAACUAAGAAAAUAAAGAAAGGAUCACUUUG